CCUCUCUGUCUCUCAAUCUCUCAAAGCGGAAUCCUAACUCGCAGCCUCAGGCGCGCAGCCCUGUCUGCCUCGCUCUGUCUCUCAAUCUCUGGAAGGACUGCAGGAGUCGCAACCCUCUCCACGCAGCCCUCUCGCCGGUUGCCGCUCAAGCGCUCACUGCCUCACGCCCUCGCUCCUCGCCGAGUCGCCGGUCGCCGCUCAGCCUCACCGCCUCACCCAUCUCAAACUCUUGGUUCUUCACUUCUUCCAAGUUCCAACUCUCAAGGUGUUUCUCCUGACCCCAGAAUCCAAGUCUCCAGGCUCCAAAAUUUCAAGAAUCUAUUCAAGCCCAACAAAGAACAUGCGCGAAGAUCUCCCCUGAAGAGGAAAUCAUGGCGGAUUUGAAGAGCAGAGGCAAGGAGGGAGCCAAGGGAGACAGAGGCAAGAGGAGGAAGUUCAGUCGUGGGAAGGGUUCUAACAAAGAUGAGAGGGGAAAGAGAAGGCAUGGGCCGGGCUUGCCCAAUGUUCUCCGAAAGCAGAUUGCUCUUCAAGACGCGUCGGACUCUGAUGCUUCCGACUCUGAUGUCGCCGCUGGUGAUGUGUACGAGUACGAACAAGGUUUUGCCGAGGAGGAAUCUAAGAAGAACAAACGAUAUGAUCCUGUGGAGAAUUACUUAAGUGAGCUACAUGAACUUCCUGAAGACUUCAAGGAUGAGAAUGUGACGUCUGAGGAUGAAGACUAUGAAGAUGAUGAAAAUAAUCAAGACAGAGAUGAUUUUGAGGAGGAUGCUGAUGAAAGACAUUCACGGAUGUUGCAGGAAAUAACUGGCCUGCCCGGUGAUGCCUUUGUAGGUAAGAAGAAGAGAAGUGAUGCUAUAGUAUCCGAGGCAUAUCCAGAGUCUGAAUAUAAUCCCAGUCGGGAUAUUCUGGAGGGUGAUGGCCGCAUUAGUAUUCAAGAUCUUCUGGACCCACUCCAGGGGAAGUCAGGCUUUAGCAAACUAAGGAAGAACAUACAAAGAAUGGAGAACAAGUCCAUGUCCAUUAAUGCACCUCUCCCUAGACCAGAUCAAGAGAGAUUGGAACGAAAAGCUGCUUAUGAACAAUCCAAAAAGGAUAUUACAAAGUGGGAACCAUUGGUCAAGAGAAACAGAGAAGCAUCAACUAUCUAUUUUGAUGAAGAUAUAGACUUGGGAUUUUCUACUGUAGGUGCAUUAGCUGCUGAAUUUGAACCAAGAACAGAAUUUGAAAAGAAAAUUGCUUCUUUGGUUGGUGAUAGUGAAAUAGUGGAUGCUCAUAGAAAAGAUGGUGCAAGACUUCUUGAACUAAAUGAGAUAAGCAUUGAAGAUGUAAAGGACCGCCAAAAUCAACUAGCUAAAAUGCGCAGCCUUCUUUUUCGCCAUGAAAUGAAAGCAAAACGACUUAAAAAUAUAAAGUCCAAAACAUAUCACCGAUUGUUGAAGAAAGACAGAUUGAAAGCAACAACUUUUGCUGAAACAGAUCCUGAAGCUGCUAAAGAAUUGGCAAUGAAACAAGAAUUCAAAAGGGCUGAGGAACGGAUGACUUUGAAACACAAGAAUAAAUCCAAAUGGGCACAACGCAUCUUAAAACGUGGUUUGGAUGUCCAAGAUGAAGGAACUCGUGCUGCUUUGGCUGAGCAACUGAAUCAACAUGCUCUUUUAACUAGGAAGAUGAACUCUAUGAAAGAGGGUAAUAGUAGUGACGAGAGCAGUGAUGAAGAUGACAUUGAUGAGAUUUCAGCUGAUUCGGAUGGGGAUGUUGCGACUAAAUUGUUGAAUAAAGCCAAGGACAAGACACUUAAAGUACUUGAAGAGGAUGAAGAAUUGCCUACUACAGGAGUGUUGUCUUUACCUUUUAUGGCCCGCAGCUUGAAAAAGAGGAAGGAGGAAGCUGAUGAAGAAGCAAAGGUUGCUCUUCAGCAGUAUGAAGUAUCACUGAAUGAGUUGAAGGACAAAAAUGUUGCUGAAACUCAAGAAAAGAAUGUGUUGAGUGGUAGGAGGGUCUUUGGGGCUUCCAAGAAACAGGUUCAACAGCCUAGUGAUAAGACGAAGUCAGACAAUUAUUAUGGUGACAGUGAUAGUGAAGGCGUGGAUGCUGAUGAAGCAAAAGAUGAGGGGUUUGGCAAAAAUAAGACUUCUCAAGUGGAAGUUUCUUUUGAUCCUAAUGUACUUCGUGAAGAGUCUGAGAUUGAUCAUUAUUCCAUUUUUAAGAGUUUUGAGGACAUUACUAAAGACCCUGGGCCCAAGACCACAUAUGAAGUUGCUAUUAUGGCACCUAAGGAAAAGAAAAAGCAGAUGAAACACUUAUCAGAUAAUAAUGAGAAGAGAAUCACCAAGAGUGCCUCUGUUGCUGACUCUAAAGGGAUUACACAAUCUGCAGUGCAUGACAGUGAUGCAGAGGAAAUGGAUGAUGUGAGUGAUUCAGAUAGCGGAGGGCAAAUGAUUGAUGGGAUGUUGUCGUCUGGGGUUAAGUCAAGUUAUGAACUCCCAUCUCAGGAAGAACUUAUCCGGCGUGCUUUUGCAGGUGACGAUGUUGAAGAAGUCUUUGAGAAAGAAAAACAGGAUAUCUUGAAUGAGGAAAAUCCAGAACCUGAAAAGCCAGCUUUACUUCCUGGCUGGGGUCAAUGGACGAAUAUACAGAAAAAGAAAGGUCCACCCUCUUGGAUGCUUGAGCAACAUGAGAAUGCCAGAAUUAAAAGGGAAGAAGCCCUCAAGAAGAGGAAGGAUGCCCGUCUUAAUCAUGUUAUAAUCUCCGAGAAGUGGGAUAAAAAGGCUGAAAAACUACAUACCAAGACAUUGCCUUACCCCUACACAUCCACAGAAGUAUUUGAACAGAGCAUUCGGAUGCCCAUCGGACCAGAGUUCAACCCUGUAACAGCAAUCGGAGCUCUUAAUCGUCCAGAGGUGGUUAAGAAAGCUGGUGUGAUCAUAAAACCUAUUAAAUUUGAGGAUGUGAAUCCUCAUGAAAGAGGUGAGGAGCAUAAGCAUGGUGAACAGAAACGGAAGAGAGGCAAGAGUGGUGGUGGGAGAGCCUCAAGGAAGACUGCCAAGACCAACUAAAACCUACUACUUGCCACUGCUCAAACUUUUAAGCUCAAUUCCAAUUUUUUUUUUUCUGUAUAAUUUUUUUUUUUUUUUUUUUUUUUACACAAUUUUGUAAUGAUUAUGAGGGAAUAAUCGGCCAUAUAUUUCAUUCAAAUUUUGUUCCUCAU
Molecule: messenger RNA, 3208 nt
Organism: Ipomoea nil (Japanese morning glory)
Lineage: Eukaryota; Viridiplantae; Streptophyta; Magnoliopsida; Solanales; Convolvulaceae
Exons: 13
Coding region: 372-3056 (894 amino acids)
Biological process (GO): rRNA processing
Cellular component (GO): small-subunit processome; nucleolus
Source: RefSeq, a predicted model, not a curated record